Messenger RNA from Hypanus sabinus (Atlantic stingray), 6622 nucleotides. It is a transcript of the gene nde1, whose product is annotated as nudE neurodevelopment protein 1. Lineage: Eukaryota; Metazoa; Chordata; Chondrichthyes; Myliobatiformes; Dasyatidae. Gene Ontology annotation, biological process: cell migration; chromosome segregation; microtubule nucleation. Gene Ontology annotation, cellular component: kinesin complex; centrosome; kinetochore. Bases 2967 to 3998 code for a protein of 343 amino acids. The record is from RefSeq and is a predicted model, not a curated record. Gene Ontology annotation, molecular function: microtubule binding. The transcript has 9 exons.
AUGAGGGAUGUGGAUAGGGGUCAUUUAUCAUAUCAUCAGGGGUCACUUCUCCUGCAAGCCUAAAACCAGAGGGUUUAGGUUUAAGGUGAGCGUGGAAAGAUUUCAAGGGGAUCUAAAGGGCAACUGUUUCCACACAGAGGUGAUGAAUGUAGUGUACAAAGCGAGCUGCCAGAAGAAGUGACAGAGACUGGUACAACAUUUCAAAGAUAUUUUGACAGGUACAUAGAUAGAAAAGGUUUGGAGAGAGAUAUGUGCCAAAUAUGAGCAGGUGACUAGCUCAGGUGGUCAACCUGGUUAGCGUAGAUCAAGUUGAGCUGAAGACCUGCUUCCAUGCUGUACAACUAUUACUCCAAAGAAUCCCCAUUCUUCGGCUUGCUCUAAUUUAUUUAUUUAUUUUAUUGAUACGCAGGGCAGUAUAGGCCCUUCUAGUCCUUUGAGCUAUGCCAACCAGCAGUCCUCCAUUUUAAUCCUAGUAUAAUCACAGGACAAUUUACGAUGACUGAUUAAUCUACCAACAGGUAUAUCUUUGGGCUGUGGGAAGAAACCGGAGCGCUCGGAGGGAACCCACAUGGUCAUGGGGAGAAUGCACAAACUUCUUACAGGCAACAGUGGGAAUUGAACCCAGAUCACCUAUACUGGAAAGCAUAUGCUAACCACUACACCACCCUAUGACUAUUGGAAUUAAAUUUCUGAUGUAUUAAUCAAGCUGAUUAUUUUAUUUAUUAAUGGCAUAGAACGUUAAAGGGAGAUGAUCUUAUUCUCAUUAAAAAUGGCCACUAUUGUCAAAGGCUAGUGUAAAUGUUCCCAGUUUUUCAGUCUUUUCAAGUUAUAUUACUUAUACUAGCUAAUGCACAUGCACUGCUUCAACUGGUGAACUGCGAAACAAUACUGUAUGAUUAUCACGGGUUCUAAGUUUGUGGAGAAGGUAAUCGAUCAACUAAGGCAUUUCUGCAGCCACGGGUAGAGAUGUUUGCCCCCCAUAACUGAGCACCACCUGGAAAUUAUGGAAAACUAUGGAAGUUGUUAGACAGGUGCAAUGAUUUAAAUAUUGCCAGGGCAUCUAAAUUAAGGCAUUGGGAAAAUGCAGUUUUUUUAAAAAGCAAUUUCAAAUCUCUUCUGUUUGGAAACAAUGUUGGAAAUACAGUACAGUAUUCAAUUUGGAAUCAAUAUGAAUACCCUUUCUCAACAAAUCGCGAGUAUUUUGCAUGAUUACAUUGUUUCACAAUUGGUUGAUUUGUUUUUGAUUACAUUGUUAUCACAAGCUGCUAGUAUAUUUUUCUCAGUUUUGCUUUUAAAAGUUUACAGAGUGCUGGAUUGAUUGCGUGGUGAAACUUACUAAAUUAUGUACUCAUUGGUAAGUGACUUAUUCCUGUUGCAAAAAUGAUAGCUUGAAUGUUCAAAGAUUAAAAAAAAGAUAUAAAAAUGGCAAAUUUAAAGUUUACUUCAAAUUAAAUUAGGCCACAGGAUCAAAUAGUGAAAGGUACAUUUAGGAUUUAUUUCCCUAUUACAUAGAUUUAUAAAAAUGUUUUAAAUAGAAGUCGGCGAUCAUGGUAGAACAGCUUUCGGCCAUAAUUAACUGAAUGGGUUUCUUCUUCGUUAACUAUCCCAUCUUUCAUGGAGAGAUGUUUUCGACUAAGUGUUCUUAAAUUGAAUAAAGACUUUUUGAAACAGAGUGCUGAGAAUGGAAAUGAUUUUUUUUCAUUUUGAAUGACACAGACUAUACUGUUUAGAAAUGCGUCAAAAAGCAUGCGAUUUAUUCAAAAAUUUCGUGUGGCACAGCGUGGAAAAGCAUCGCUUUAAUGAAGCGAGCUGAUGGCACAACCCGGAGCCUAUCGAAUGACUGAGCAGCAUUGACUACAUCGUGUGGAAAUAACGUGCAUUCCCAUAGUCCGCGUUUACACGGAAAUUAUUGUCCGACAAUGAUUGUUGCGUGGAAACCGGCUGUUAUUUUGAAAGCAAGACAAAACUCCAGUAAGAUGCCUGAAAGUACAACAUACUAAAUUAGCGAGAAAAAGAAAUUGUAUCAUAUUUUGGAAGGAAGUGAUCUACAUUCGAAUGCAUUCUCUUUGCAGUGGAAUUAAACAGUAAACGUUUCAGAAGUGAGUUUCUUUGAAAGUGGCUGCAGACAGGUGGGAGGCUCAGCUGAUUGGAAUAAAGGUCGAGCACUCAUGAGCAACUGCCAUUCACAAAGGCAGCUGACUGCGGGAACGGCGCCGCUUGGAGGUCGUGCGUGACGCCACUGCGCACUGUGAUUGGCUACUGCUCAGCGUAUGAGGUGGGUCGCCCGGAGCCACCGGCCAAUUGCGCUGGAGAGCUGCCUGGUUGUGAUGGUUUGGAUUUAAAGAGCUGCUCCAAGGCGGCAGAGGUGACAACACGGGCGGCGGCGGUGGUGACGACGACGACGACGACGUAAGGGGCAUUCGGUGAGUAACGGUUACCAACCUCCCCUUCUAAUGCCCCAGCCGGCAUCGGUUCUGGGCUCUGAUCUGAGUCUGACUCUGCUCACUGCGCUCCGCUUGAGGCGGCGGCGGCGGCGGCGGCGGCCGGUCGGAAGUGGUGAGGGGCUUGGCGUCAUCCACCAGUCGGUCCCCGAUUCUCACCGCCUUUCGCUGCUCCUGUGCCCCACCCGGUGCCUGCGGGUGUAAGUGAAAGCACAACGUUACGUGAGAGGGGCAGCCGCUGGGUUUUAACUGCGAGCCUGAGGACAGCCGCAGUUUCCGGCCCAGUCGAUCGCAGUAUCCUUGUAGAUGAGCUACCCGAAUUCCCUGACUCCAUGUCCCUGGAAUUUGCCACGUGUCGGUUUUCAUAUGGAACUCUUCCCCCAACUUUUGUUUUUAAUCAAUUUUUUUGGAUUUUUAUCUGUGGAUAUGUUCCUGCUUAGUAGCGAUGUGAGAAAUUUGAAUCCGUAAUUUUUUAUUUCUCAGUGGUUUUUGCUUCCUUCCGGCAGCAAGUUUGAACUGAUUGCAAUGGAUGACGUAGAACGAAGUAACUUCAAUUCAGUUGAUGAGGAAAUUACUUACUGGAAAGAACUUGCUCAGAAAUAUCAACACUGUGCACAGAACACGCGGGAAGAACUGAUGGAGUUCCAGGAAGGAAGUCGGGAGCUAGAAGCAGAAUUGGAGACUCAACUUGAACAUGCUGAAAAUAGAAAUCGUGAGCUUUUAUCAGACAACAAUCGUCUCCGUAUGGAACUUGAGUUGUUUAAGGAAAAGCUAGAAGAACAUCACACGGAGAAUUAUAAGCGAAUUAGUUUGCUGCAAGAUGAACUUACUGAAACUACUGCAGUUAAAGACCAACUGCAGAAAUACAUCAGAGAACUAGAACAAGCCAAUGAUGAUUUGGAAAGAGCAAAAAGAGCAACUAUUAUGUCCCUAGAGGACUUUGAGCAACGUUUGAACCAGGCCAUUGAGAGAAAUGCAUUCCUGGAGAGUGAACUAGAUGAGAAAGAAAACCUUCUGGUGUCUGUUCAAAGACUGAAAGAUGAAGCAAGAGAUCUGAGGCAAGAAUUGGCAGUACAACAAAAACCUGCAUCUGUCAGAAAACCCUCAAAUCCCUCCUUGGAGACUGAAAAUGCAACAAUGCAAGCCUCCACAAUGAUGCCUUCAACCCCACUACUCUGCAAAGGACCCAGCGGCGUGUUUGCCACUCCUGCCUUAGUCUCAAAAGAUUGUUAUACUGGCAGUCCUCUGACUCCAUCAGCCAGGAUAUCUGCACUUAACAUAGUGGGAGACUUGCUUAGGAAAGUUGGGGCUCUAGAAUCCAAGCUUGCAUCUUGUAGGAAUUUCGUCUGGGAUCAGUCUCCAAAUCGUGGAUCUCUGCCAUCUGCUCAGAAUGGAAAUCACACAGUCAAAGACAACAAUGAUAACCGGGUGUCAAAUGCUAAUCUACCCCAAUAUGACAAAGGGUUAGCAAAGAGACUUGAGUUUGGGACAAUUGCCUCAAGAGUCUGCAUGCAAGCCACUGUGUCACCACAGGGUGUUGUCAAAAUCUUGCUCUGAGCAUGGUAAUUUUGAACUCUUAACAUGUUUUUAAAAUAAUAUUUUUGUAACUAAAUUGUUAUUGCUUUCAAUGGGGAUGUUAGUAAAGGAAAAGUUUUAAUUUUUUUUCACUGGUGCAAAAUAGUUUUUUUGAAAGCUAAGAGUAGAUUUUUCUUUCAUAUUGAAGGUGUAUGGCCCAUAUUAUGACUGUUUUUAGAAGCCUUGUUCCACCUUGGGUGUGGAAAAGAGGGCUCACUUUUAAAAAAGGGAAGUAUAAAUGAAAAAAUGCCAGUUUAAGAUUUGGGUUUGGAGCUACAUUCUGCUAAACUGCUACAAUUAGUAUAGUCACAGAGGGGACCUGGCUAAUUGGAGACGUACCACUAAGGGGAGUGUUCCUUUUUUUAAAAAAUGUUUACUUGCUCAGUAACUGGUAGCUUGAACCUUGGCAUUCUAAACUUGAGAUAUUAGGAGCUAAAUUAAUCCAUUUAGUAUUUAAUUGAAUAACAUUUGGCUUAGUUGAAAAUGCUGACUCUACUUAAACUUGUUAGAAGAUUGUUAUUAUUUUCUUCCAAACUUGUAGGUAGCGCACUUGAGAUAUCAGUUUAUCUUAAUUAUUUCAAGUAACUUGUAUUCAAUGAUGCACCAGUAUACAAUGUACCUGUUCUGUAUAUUCUCUGGGUCCUGUUCAGCUAAGGAUAAAACUAUUACAAUCUGUUUAAUUGUGUAACUCACAUAUUCAUUUGUCAAUUUUGUCCUGUAAAUUUCGUCAGCUUGAAGAUUUUGUGCAUGCUUGUUAGCAAAGCAGUCAACCUCUGUUCUCAUUCUUGUAUAUAUUUAAUCUGUUGCCUGUAUAUUUAAGAUGACAUGAGCUCUUAAAACAAUCCAAAUGUGUUCUAAUGCUUUAGUUGGAAACUUGUUUAAAAAUUGUGUAUGCUGCUUUAUGCAGACUUAGUCCAAAUUGUGUACAAUUUAAAGUGCAGCAGUGAGGUUCAUUUAUUGUACACUGAACAGUGCUUCUUUAACAUUUCACUGCACUUGAAUGAAAUGUGAAUGGAAAGGAUAUGGAUUAUCUGAUUUAGUUCAAUGAGCUCUCAUUAAUAGCAAACACUAGAAAUUGUUUCUGUUUUACAAUCUAUUAGAAUGCUGCUGGUACAGAGUCCUGUGAUGCAGCCAUUACUGUUAGUAACUGGAUAAUUGAUUCAAACAUUGAAAUGAUGCAAACUGCAUUAGCUGAAGAAUUUUGCACUGUUCCCAGGAGAAAUAUUGUUUUGUUUUUUUAUUUUGUUUUAAAAUUGGUGCAUUGGAAAGUGCACCAAGAAAAUUGGUUAGCAUUGGAAGGGGAAGGCUGAGUUUGAAUAUCAAUUUAUUUUUAAUCAGAUGAGGAAUAGCAGUGAAGUUCUUGGUAAUGAAGUGCAAAGUAGAUGAGCAAGAGCAUAGAAUGGAUAGUGCCUUGAUGAUCAGUGCCUUUUUAUGAUUUUUGGUAUAUAGAAUUAAUUGAGGUUCAAUGUUGUGAUCUGGUUUGGUUGUCGAGUUGUAUGCCACUGUAAAGCCAAUAAAUCCUAAGGAUUUGACCUUAAAAAACCUAAUUGAUGGAACAAAAUUCUAAACAUGGUGUAAAACCUAUAUCAAAAUCUUGAUAUUACCACUGGGAGGCAGCUCUGAGACUGUUGUGCUAAAGAAUUAGUUCUCAUUAUGAUAAAGUCAUCACCUUGUAAAAGGAGGUUUCUUGUCGGGUGAAUAACCAAAGCUUGUUGGCAUUAUGCAUGGUGAGCACCAAAGCUCAGCUGAAAUAGAAAUCCUAGCAUCCUCUCCACCAACCCCCCCACUCUCUAAAGGCAGGAAAGUGGUAGUAAGAUGCAGAUCAUUAUCAUGAAUCAAAACUGGUAUUUGUAUUUUUGCCCAAUUAAAAGCUGGUUUACAUGGAGCCAACAAGUCUUUGCAAAGGCAUGGAUGUUGUCUAUUGUAGAGACUUCUGAGGAAGGAUUAUAUCUCUGACCAAAUGACUAGAUUGAUAGCAUAUGUGAACUUCGUCUGCUCAAUGCACCAAUGUUCAGUUUUCGUACUUGCAUAAAGUUUUGGAUCCAUAAUUAUCCUUGCACUCUAAUAGAUGGUCUGUCUUGGAGAGGGAAACAUUUGCAGACUUGCACCUCAUGCCUGUAUUUAAUUCUGCUACUUGGUGCCUUAAUUACCAUCUCCUAACAACUACCUACUGUAAUAUUUGUUUUCCAUAUGGGGUCUGUCUGACACCAAAUUAAGUUGGGGUGAUGCCUCUUCGACCUAUUAUCAAAAAAGCAUUGCCAACAUCCUGUAGAUUAAAUAUUUGGUGGUAUUCUUUGCCAACAUUGUCAUGUAGUGUAUUUUUGGUUUCCCAACUUGGACAGAUGAUUGUUGUGGGGUACUUCUGCAUUAGGAGGGAGACACCAUUGUUUUCAUGCCUGCAAAUUCUGAUUUGCCUGUCUUCACCCCUUUAGUACAGUAUUUCAAUUGCAAAAAUCACUUGAGGAUUAAAUGUGUACAGUAUGCUGCUGCAGAUUUGAGUCCUCAUGUCUAUUUACAAUACGUUGCCAUAUCCAUUUUGUAAUCCUGCAAUGUAUGUAAAUUUACAGCAUUCCUUAACCAGUCAACUGAAAUAAAGUUGCUAUCGU